AAUUAAAUUCAUUUUUAACGUCGAGUCUGCUCAACUCAAUCAAGAUUAGUCGUAAGCGCCACCUUAUGGCCGUUUUCAACGUCACUCCGCUAAUCGGUGAAAGCCACGAUAGUGGGAGUUUUUAAAAAUGGCGAGUGUGGAGAGGAAGGUAUUGAUAACGGGUGCUUCUGGUCUGCUCGGAAGAGCUAUUUUGAAAGCGUUUAAGCGAGCCAAAUGGAAUCCUCUAGGAUUAGCGUAUUCCCGCGCCGAAGGAGAAUUGAAAAAGGUCGAUUUAACAGAUUCAAAAGAAGCUGAAGAUGUUAUACAAAAUUUCCAGCCAGAUUUAGUUAUUCAUUGUGCAGCGCAAAGAUUCCCUGAUAAAGUUGAAAAGUUUUAUGAUGAAAGUUACAAACUAAAUGUUGAAACUUCAAAAAAUUUAGCCAAACUUGCAAGUGAAAAAGGGGCAGCCUUUAUAUUCAUUAGUACAGAUUAUGUUUUUGAUGGUACAAAUCCCCCGUAUAAAGAAAAUGAUAAGGUUUCUCCAAUCAAUAAAUAUGGAAAAACAAAAGCUGAUGCUGAAGCUGCAAUUGAAGAAGUUAAUGAUGAAAGUAUUAUUUUGAGGGUUCCAGUUCUCUAUGGAAAUGAAGAAUACUCUUCAGAAAGUGCAAUUUCAGUUUUAUUAGAUUGUUUAUUAAGUAAUGUUCCUAAAUCAGUAUCUGAUUAUGAAAUAAGAUAUCCAUCUCAUACAGAUGAUAUUGCAUUAAUUUGUUUAGAACUAGGAGAAAAGAAACUUCAGGAUCCAUCCAUAAAAGGUAUUUAUCAAUGGUGUGGACUUGAAUCUUUAACAAAAUAUCAGAUGGUUAAAAUAAUGGCCGAAGUAUUGGGAUUAUCCGCAAAUCACGUAACUGGUGAUCCAAAUCCCAGUUCGGGUGCACCUCGUCCACACAAUACUCAGUUAUGCCGAACGAAAUUGGAAUCAUUAGGCAUUAGAAAGCAUACAAACUUCAAAGAAGGAAUUAAAGAAUUUAGUAAAUUUUUGAAAAGUAGUUAAUAUAAAGAUUUAUUUUU
This is a messenger RNA of Centruroides sculpturatus (bark scorpion), 1047 nucleotides long. RefSeq names its product methionine adenosyltransferase 2 subunit beta-like. Gene Ontology annotation, biological process: S-adenosylmethionine biosynthetic process. Gene Ontology annotation, cellular component: methionine adenosyltransferase complex. Gene Ontology annotation, molecular function: methionine adenosyltransferase regulator activity. Lineage: Eukaryota; Metazoa; Arthropoda; Arachnida; Scorpiones; Buthidae. Bases 128 to 1030 code for a protein of 300 amino acids. The transcript is spliced from 5 exons. The record is from RefSeq and is a predicted model, not a curated record.